Molecule: messenger RNA, 1652 nt
Organism: Podarcis raffonei (Aeolian wall lizard)
Lineage: Eukaryota; Metazoa; Chordata; Lepidosauria; Squamata; Lacertidae
Gene: PSMF1
Product: proteasome inhibitor subunit 1
Exons: 7
Coding region: 231-1055 (274 amino acids)
Biological process (GO): proteasome-mediated ubiquitin-dependent protein catabolic process
Molecular function (GO): proteasome binding; endopeptidase inhibitor activity
Source: RefSeq, a predicted model, not a curated record
CCUCCCUCUUUUCCCUUUGCGCGCGCGCGGGGGAGGCUGCUUCCCCGGUCGCCACUUUCGCUUUCGCAGCGCGCCUAACCGGAGAGGGACCCUCCUGCGCCGGCGGCUGGUUUUGUGUGCGAGGCCCUUUCUUCUCUUUCUCCUCCUCCUCCUCCUAAUCCUUCCUCCUUCCUUCUCUCCUUCCUUCCCCACGUGCAGGCGGCGGCGGCGGCGGCGGCCGGGACGGCGCCAUGGCCGGGCUGGAGCUCCUCUACCACUCGGUCUCCCCGGACAUCUCCAGCCCGCAGGACGCCUUGAUCUGCUACCUGCACUGGAAGCUCAUCACGCAAGGCUUCCGCUGCCUCGGCGCCGGCGACGAGCCAGGCGCCAACGAGAGGAAGUCUGAGAUGCUGCCUGCCGGGUGGAACGCAGACAGCGACCUGUUCACCCUCCGCUACAGGAUGAAGGACGAUUCCCGUGACCUACUGCUGAAGGGGAUCAUGAUGGACGGCAGCAUCAUCCUCAAUGCCAUGGAUCCCAAGUUACAGAAAGUGACAGCUUUGACCUUGAAAGUGUCCGACUUCGUCGACCCGGAACACCUGGCUGAUUUUGACAAAGUGUACCAGAACACAGAGGAGCUGCAGGCACAGGUCACGGCCCACAUCGUCUCUCCCUUCGAGGCGGCCAAAGAGAGGAGCGUGGCCAAGGAGGAGCCCCGGCGUGAGCGGAACCCGUCUCCUCCCAACCCUCCGGACCAUGACCCGCUGUGGAUCCCGCCUCGCCAUCCCCACGGCAGCCGGCAGCCCAACUGGCCAGACCCCAUGGGGCCCUUCGCCGUUGGAGGAGAAGACCUGAACCCCUUUGGGGGCCGAAGCGGUGGGAUGAUCAUGGAUCCGCUGCGUUCAGGGUUUCCAAAUCCCAUUCGCGACCCGUCUUCAGGACUCCCCAACAGGCUGCCUCCAGGAUCCGUGCCUCCUGGUGCCAGAUUUGACCCCUUUGGGCCCCCUGGGGCAAACCGGAGUGGGCCAAACCCUGACCACCUGCCGCCGCCCAACUACGACGACAUGUUCAUGUGAGGACUGCUGAGGACCUGCUCCCCUCGGGUUGAUCGGCGCUCAUCUCUGACCCCCAAGUGUUUGGGGCACGGGCUUCCGUCUGCUAGCAGGCCGCCACCCUGUCUCCUGCUUUGAUUUCCCACCACAUAAACCGGAAGAGGAAGGCGUGUGCAUAGAAAUGUUUAUGUAUAUAUCUAUUUUCCCCUUCUCUCUUCUCCUGCUGCCCCAAACACUUUAGGUUGACUUCCCCGCCGCCCUGAAACGGCAGGCGCCAGUGAAAACGGACUGCCAUGCUCUUAACAUCUGCUGGGGGGUUGGUUUUCGAAGGAUGCGCAGGGGCCAGGGAGGAAUUGUCCCCUUCCAAAACCUGGGUGUGCCCAGCAACCCAGUUGGCCACUGAUGGUUUCUGACGCUAGUCAUAGCAGGGGCAGGUAGGGAAGAGUUGGACCAAUCGAAAGCCCACCCUCCAAAAUGCCUCCACCCUCCCCAGCUUGUCACUCAAAACAAGCUCCAACUUAAAAACCCCUUUUUUCCUUGAAAGGCCAUUUCCCCGUCCCCCUAUUUUCCUAGCUUCUGAUGAAACCAACCGGCUACCUGGCAAGUAAAAAAAAAACAACC